This is a messenger RNA of Cutaneotrichosporon cavernicola, 459 nucleotides long. RefSeq lists its product as uncharacterized. Gene Ontology annotation, molecular function: nucleoside diphosphate kinase activity. Gene Ontology annotation, biological process: GTP biosynthetic process; CTP biosynthetic process; UTP biosynthetic process. The transcript is spliced from 2 exons. The record is from RefSeq and is a predicted model, not a curated record. NCBI's taxonomy places the organism in Eukaryota, Fungi, Basidiomycota, Tremellomycetes, Trichosporonales, Trichosporonaceae. Bases 1 to 459 code for a protein of 152 amino acids.
AUGUCCACCGCUGAGCAGACCUACAUCAUGAUCAAGCCCGACGGCGUCCAGCGCGGCCUCGUCGGCGAGAUCAUUGCCCGCUUCGAGAAGCGCGGCUUCAAGCUCGUCGCCCUCAAGCUCGCUACCCCCUCCAAGGAGCACCUCGAGGCCCACUACGCCGACCUCUCGUCCAAGCCCUUCUUCCCCUCGCUCAUCAAGUACAUGCUUUCGGGCCCCGUCGUCUGCAUGGUUUGGGAGGGCCUUGACGCCGUCAAGACUGGCCGUGCCAUGCUUGGCGCCACCAACCCCCUCGCUUCGGCUCCCGGCACCAUCCGUGGCGACUACGCCCUCCAGACCGGCGCCAACGUCUGCCACGGCUCGGACACGGUCGAGAACGGCCAGAAGGAGAUCCAGCUCUGGUUCCCCGAGGGCAUUGCCCAGUACAAGCUCUCGUCGGCUGACUGGGUCUACGAGUCGUAA